AGGUUGCGCUGGACUUCCUCCUAGCGUUGUCGUUGUGUUCCAUCGUCGUGCGGUUCGCUCAGAGAAAUGCGGCGGACAACGUUGCUUUUCUGUUGUGUCUUCGCUUCCGUGUCGGUCGCUAACGCCUUUGAGGAUUCUAAAACUUUGUUCGCCUUCGGUCAAGAUGACGAGGUCCUUGAGGAUACCGCCGAUAAUCUCCAAGAGGUCAAGCUCAGUUUCCCGGUGAACUUCGCGCGGAAGCUGUACGGGACCAUUUUUAUUGGUGAAAAUGGCCUGAUAGGUCUCCGUCAGUUCUCUACCUCUUUCUUCUCACCAUUGAAUCAUAUACAUUCACCGACGAUCGCGCCAUUCUUCGCUGAUAUCGAUGUUGCCACUCAGGGAAAAAUUUAUUAUCGAGAAGAAACAAAGAACACCGAUGAUCUCGAGAGGUUCGAUGAUCUCAUUCGAAAGUACUUCAAAGAAGUCGUCGAGACAAAAUCCCUCAUCGUCGUCACCUGGUACCGCACGGCAGCCAAGGGCAGUGAUGAAUCUCCUCUCAAGCUAGGAUUAUGAUCCGUCAUCUGAUAUCCCCGAAUGGACAAUUCGCAGUACAACACAUUCCAAGUCGCGAUCGGGAGCAGCGAGGGGAAGAGUUUCGUUGCCAUGUCAUACCCUGAAAAGGGAAUACAGUGGGCUGAUUUCGUGACCCAGCCCGGUCGACCGAAGUUUUGGGCUCAAGCAGGACUUUUCGACGGCUAUGGCGGCGGAGUCGCACUACGAGAGUCUGGGGGACCGCGAAUGCUUUCGCUAGACAGGCGGAGCAACACGCUCGAGAAUGGGCUUCACUUGUACAGAGUCGACGGGACCAUUGAAGAACCCGAAUUGCCGUUCCGGAUAGAGAGCAACACGUGUGAAGACAAUAGCGAUCCUUGUCAUCCUGAAGCGGAAUGCCAGGAUGUCGGGUCCCACUUCUGCUGCACUUGUCCAGCGGGCACAAUUGGUAAUGGAUAUUUCUGCGAACCCCUGAAAUCUCAUUUGGCGUUCCACGUGAUAGGAAAACUCGAGGGCACACUCGAUCAGCGUGAGAUCAAGGCAACCGACGUUUACGGCUAUGGAAACUCGACCUCGGGACUUUCUUAUUUUUCCAUCUCAGCAGACCACUUGUUCACAGCGAGGGAACUCCAGGCACUCUAUCCCAUCAGCGGAGGCCUCCAUUGGCUCUUCGGAAAAGUCAACUCUGGAGGGAAUGGUCUGCUCUUGAGUGGAGGAGUUUUCAACCGAACUGUGGAGAUUUCGUUCCCCGGAUACGGCAGCACGAUCCGGAUAGACGAGGAAUAUCAAGGGUUGACUUAUUCGAACACGCUGCAGGCCAGUUUCAAAGUACGGGGUAACCUGCCGAGAAUUCCGACAGUGCCCGAGUACGUGAAUGUAUUCAGUCAAGUAGAGUCUGGAGUUUUCGAGUCGAAAUCCAGUCUCCAAUUCGUAUUGGAAGGUCCUCAAGCUGAAUCAAUCAUCUUCAACGUCGACCAGUCGAUCAGGUUCACAGCGAAUCCGUGUGACGAGGAGCUUCUGGAUACACCUAUCAAGGUUGUUGUCAACCGUGGUACUGUUCGUGUAGACGAUCGAGCACCGCCUGGCAGAGUGAAUAUGCAUGCCGAAGCUGAUUUCAGAAUCGGCAAAUCAGCAUUAGACCCCUGUUUGAACAAAGACUGUGGUGAGGCCGAGUGUGUCCCGAACGGGGACAUCGACUACCGCUGUGUCUGUAACCAAGGAUCGGAGUUUCGGAAUGGACGCUGUGUUCUCGCGAUCCCGCGAACUUGUGCGAGCACAUCGAUCGCCUGCGCACAGAACUCUCAUUGCAUAGAUACGGCUUAUGGCCCCGACUGUCGUUGCAACCAAGGCUUCCAGCACAACGGUCAGUUCUGCGAGCCUAUCCAAACGAUCCAGCAGCCCGGGAGUAUGGAGGACAGAUGCUCCCGUCCGUGUCACCCAAUGGCGUCCUGCGUCAGAGAUGCCCGAGGGGUCUUCGCUUGUCUCUGCAUGCAAGGAACGGUCGGUGACGGCGUUCGUGACUGUCGAACGAUCUCUUGCGAAGAAGAUCCUGGAAAAUGUCCAAGGAACGCUCGUUGCGUAAAUCGAACAUGCGUAUGCGACCGCGGUUACGUCGGAGACGGAACCUCUUGCACUCGACGAACGCUCGACAGCGAUUCUGAUCGAGUUGUGUUCGCUCGCGGAAUGACGAUUCUCCAAGUACCGUCCGUACCUACUCCCGCAUCUACAGCCCGGCUUCUCGGCCUGGGGCUCGACACUUCGGAGAUCGUGGGAGUCGCUGUGGAUUGCGCUCACGAAAAAAUCUACUAUACGGAUACGAUAAACGGGAAAAUUUUCAGAGUUGGAACGGAUGGCAAGCAGCGGGAGGAAGUUGUUUCAGGCCUCAUGAAUCCCGAAGGCAUCGCGGUUGAUUAUAAAUCGGGAAAUAUCUUCUGGGUCGACUCCGGGGCAAAGAAAAUCCAAGUCGCUUCGAUGCAUAACUUCCAGUACACUUACACCAUUGUCGAUGACGACCUCGAUAAACCUCGUGGAAUUGCUGUCCAUCCCAAGAAAGGGAAAGUGUAUUUCUCGGAUAGAAGUCUGGAAUAUCCUCGAAUAGAGUCAGUCUCCAUGGAUGGCAACGACCGAACGACAAUCGUCGGUCACGAGCUAGUCGUCCCGAACAUGUUGGCCGUCGAUGUCGAGUCCGAUGAGUUAUGCUGGACCGACGCCGGACGCAAGACCAUUGAGUGCGUCUCUCUCGACCCGACGGUGGUUCCGACCGUCAGAUCGCGCCGAGUGAUCCACAGCUCAAACGAGUUUGACAGCAAGAUCUUCGGCAUCGCUCUGCACAGACACCGCGUGUAUUGGACCGACUGGAACGUGCCAUAUCUCCAGAUGCUCGAUCGAACGAACGCGACAGAGCUCAGCCCCCGUAAAUAUCCGCAAGCGGGACUCGGCAGCUCGAGAUUAUAUUCAGUCGCAGUGAUCCCCAAACAAUGUCCGCAAAUCAAUACGUCGUGCGAGACGAGGCGAGGGGAUUGCGACUACAUGUGUCUGCCAUCGGACCGAUACGGGAGGAGCUGCGUCUGUCCUGAAAUCCUCCAAAGCACAGGACAGUGCACAUUGACGACACCGUAUCCGCCGACGACUCCUCCGUUCUACACGAAAUAAAGCUCUCUGUACCGAUUAUUUAGGCCAGAUCAACAUCGCAUUCCACAUAUACGAAUGUCUCUUCGCGUCAUGUUCCUCCCGGGAUCAUACAAAAAAAAACAGAUUUAACCCUGAUACGUGGGCACGGGAAGAAAUUGAGGGAGGAACCUCAAGGCUGACGUGACUCCGCACAAUUUUUGAGAAAUGUGCUCAAGAAAGGACCGAGUUCAAAUCCCGAGCUCACGAUCAAUCUGAGCUGCUGAGCGGAACGCGGAAGACAGAAUCCAUCACUCUCCCAACCUUAACGAUCCCUAGUAAUGACGAAUUCAUUCCUUCUCAGGAAUAUACAGUCGCGCUCGUCAGAACAUCAUCGUUGU
Molecule: messenger RNA, 3539 nt
Organism: Galendromus occidentalis (western predatory mite)
Lineage: Eukaryota; Metazoa; Arthropoda; Arachnida; Mesostigmata; Phytoseiidae
Product: nidogen-2
Exons: 25
Biological process (GO): canonical Wnt signaling pathway; cell-matrix adhesion
Cellular component (GO): plasma membrane
Molecular function (GO): Wnt receptor activity; Wnt-protein binding
Source: RefSeq, a predicted model, not a curated record